Messenger RNA from Symbiodinium pilosum, 714 nucleotides. Lineage: Eukaryota; Dinophyceae; Suessiales; Symbiodiniaceae. The record is from the annotation of a GenBank genome assembly.
AUGGGGCCGCGAACAUUGUCCAGCCCCAUCUACAGAAGGCUAGGGGAGCUGCUGACGGCCAUGCAGCCUCUCUUUCAGCGAUUGAACCCUCAGGCGGGGGCGCAGCGCUUGCAUCAGCCCUUGACUGCGCGGUCCAAGGUUCUGGUGAAGGCCCAAAUCUAUGAGGUGCGAAGCGGAGAGGAGAUCUUGGGCGAGAUCCACCAGGAGGGAACGCCCAGCGAUCAGAUUCAGAUGGUAGGCCUCUUCUACCCAGCAGUUGAAGACACCUUGGAGGGCGGGGAUCUUGAGAUUACGGUUGUGAUGACUGGUGGCUGUGGCUCGCAGUAUCCAGUAUCGCGGACAAUCCCGGUGCAGGCAGGUACAGCUAUAGCCUUCGACAACCACGCAGCUUACCAUCGGAUGUCCACCCUACGUGCUUCUCCGGGUCAGAGAGGGCGGCGACUCGUGGUUGCAUUCUUUGUUCUGCAAGACUUGGCGCCUCCUGGAGUACCCUGCACGGACACGGUGUGCGUGAACUAUGCCGACAAGGCGCGGUCUUUGGUUCGCCGGAUGCUGGGGCAGCCCACACCCAAACUGCCCAAGCACAUCCAGCUCAGAAUUGAACACUUCCUGACGGGGGGAGAUGGCUAUGCUCUGCAGCGCUUCAAUGCCUGCCGCCGGGCACGCGCCCAUCCAGUAACCCAAGAGGGGUUAGCGAUCCGGGCCAUGGAUUAA